ACCAAAAAACUUGGCAGCCGGUUAUUUUAUUGACAAAACAUUUGCUGGGGAACCAAGGGCAAAAUCAGAAAUCCAAGUUCUACUUACACCGGAUCAGUAUUUUUUUACUCCAUCGGAUCUUCCGUAUUUGAGCCCAAAUUUAAAUUAAUCAAUCUUCUAAGAUGAUUCAAUACGAUACUGUGCAGGUUAAAAAUGUAUCAUGGCAGCCAGAAUUGCAUACGGAGGGGACUUAUGUGUGCUCCUUUCCGGAGCCUCCGCCACCGGAGGCCCACUUGAAACCGGGCACCUGGUAUGGCCAUCUGGAGCCGUACCAGCGGCUUUUCUACCACCAGACGAUGAACUCGGUGCGCUCCAGCAAGCGCUACCGGGCCAAUCCGAACAUUCCAAAAGACGCACUGGACUUCACGCUGCAGUCGCGCUACGAUCACACUCGCGAAGCCUUCCCGGACAAGGUUGACGUCGUGAUGCAGCGAGAGUCGUGCCGGGCCAUUAGCAGCUGGUCGGCUCCCGGAGCUGCCAAGGAAAUCGGCGCCCAGAUGAAAUCAUUCCGCGUGUUGCGCAACACUCGCUUCAUUCGUCGCAAGCAGGAGGCCGUCCUGGGCCAUCCACUUCGCAUUGGCGGCUGCAAGGAGAAGAUUCAUCCGCACAGCGUGAAGCUAAUUUGCAGCGGCGUCCACAACCAGCUGGUCAACAACGGAUUCUCGCGCCAGACGUCCGACGGCAAUUUCUUCCGUUACUAGUUUCGCAGAAACAUUUGCCUUCCCAAAGAAAAGAGGGUUUCGUUUUUGGGUUUCACAAACAUUAUUGGCAAUAAAUUUAGAGCAAAGGAGCA
Molecule: messenger RNA, 832 nt
Organism: Drosophila ficusphila
Lineage: Eukaryota; Metazoa; Arthropoda; Insecta; Diptera; Drosophilidae
Exons: 3
Coding region: 162-740 (192 amino acids)
Source: RefSeq, a predicted model, not a curated record